Molecule: messenger RNA, 2110 nt
Organism: Nematolebias whitei (Rio pearlfish)
Lineage: Eukaryota; Metazoa; Chordata; Actinopteri; Cyprinodontiformes; Rivulidae
Gene: dnajc11a
Product: DnaJ (Hsp40) homolog, subfamily C, member 11a
Exons: 16
Coding region: 17-1693 (558 amino acids)
Biological process (GO): cristae formation
Source: RefSeq, a predicted model, not a curated record
AUGACCGGGCGAAACCAUGGCGUGCGCCUUGGACGAGGAUGAGAUCUGCAAUGAUGAUUACUAUUCGCUUCUAAAUGUCCGAAGAGAGGCCACCCAGGAGGAGCUGAAAGCAGCAUACAGACGACUGUGCAUGCUGUAUCACCCAGACAAACACCGGGAUCCUGAACUAAAGCGACAGGCAGAGCAGCUUUUUAACCUUGUACAUGAAGCUUAUGAAGUCCUCAGUGACCCACAGGCGCGAGCUAUCUAUGAUAUCUAUGGCAAGCGAGGACUGGAUGUUGAUGGAUGGGAGGUGGUGGAGAGGAGAAGGAGCCCUGCAGAGAUCCGGGAGGAGUAUGAACGGCUUCAAAGGGAGCGGGAGGAGAGAAGGCUUCAGCAAAGGACCAACCCAAAGGGAACGAUCAGUGUUGGCAUUGAUGCCACGGACCUCUUUGACCACUAUGACGAGGACUAUGAGGAUGUGGUUGGAGGCAUCCCACACAUAGAAAUCAACAAAAUGCACAUAUCACAGUCCAUAGAGGCUCCUCUUACUACAAAAGACACAGCCAUUUUGUCCGGCUCCUUAUCAACCCACAACGGAAAUGGAGGCGGCACCAUUAACUUGGCACUAAGAAGAGUCACCUCGGCAAAAGGGUGGAGUGAGAUAGAGUUAGGAGCUGGAGACACUCAUGGACCUCUCUUUGGUAUGAAGAUAUUUCGCAACUUGACGCCCCGGUGCUUUGUAACGGCUCAGUGUGGACUCCAGUUUUCAUCGCGAGGCAUACGCCCCGGGAUGACAACAGUGCUGGCUCGCCACUUAGACAAGAACACUAUGGGUUACCUGCAGUGGCGCUGGGGAGUCCAGUCCUCUAUGAACACCAGCAUAGUGAGGGACACUAAGAGCAGCCACUUCACCUUUGCAGUACAGCUCGGCAUCCCUCAAACAUUUAUGAUGAUGAGUUACCAGUACAAGUUUCAAGAUGAAGACCAGACCAAGAUUAAGGGCUCUGUAAAAUCCGGUUUCUUUGGGACUGUGAUAGAGUACGGCGCUGAGAGAAAGAUCAGUCGGCACAGUGUGGUGGGGGCCACCGUCAGUGUGGGAGUGCCCCAAGGUGUCUCCCUAAAGAUCAAAUUUAACAGAGCCAGCCAGACCUACUUAUUUCCUAUUCACCUCACUGACCAACUCCUGCCCAGUGCAGUAUUUUACGCCACAGUCGGACCAGUGGUUUUCUACCUCGCCAUCCAACAGCUCAUUAUCCGGCCCUAUCUGCGGGCCCAGAAGGAACAAGAGUUGGAGAAACACAGGGAGAGCUCGGCCUCUAAUAUAGCCAAGAAGAAGCAGGAGGCAGAGGCUGCUGUUUUACUCAUGCAGGAGUCUGUGCGCAGGAUUAUUGAGGCUGAGGAGUCAAGAAUGGGUCUGAUUAUCCUCAACGCCUGGUACGGCAAGUUCGUGACAGACAACAGCCGAAAACACGAGAGGGCAAAGGUCAUUGACGUGACGGUGCCGCUGCAAUGUCUGGUGAAAGACUCAAAACUCAUCCUCACUGAGGCCUCAAAGUCGGGGCUCCCUGGCUUCUACGACCCCUGCGUGGGGGAGGAGAAGAGCCUGAAGGUGCUGUAUCAGUUCCGAGGAGUCAUGCAUCAAGUCCUGUCAGGAGACACAGACCCACUCAGGAUACCAAAGCAAUCUCACAGGAUUGAUGCAGACACAUAAAGCUUCCUCCCCUGACCAAAAACACUCAUCUCCAGAUCGUUGGACGGAAAAUGGAGGAUCCUAUGUUUUAGAUACAGCCCCUGGGAAUAAGUCUUUGUUACUCAGAAAAAAAAAAGAAUUUAACUGUUUGUCUUUAUAUUCAUUUAAAUAUUGAGGGUGAAGUAAAAUCAUGACAGACUGAAUUGAUCAGAACCAGUAUCCAUGGAUGGCGCUGUGGCCAGCUGAUUAAAUGAAUGGUUACUGCUCUAAGUCAGGGUUCUACCCGACUUGGUUUCCAUUUAUUUAUUUUUGCGUGUGGCUUGCAAUUUUGAGACAGAGUUCUAUGUACUGUACUGUACAAAAACUGCAGUGCCUAUAUGAUUGAAGACAAGCAUUUCUGUGUAUUUGCCAUAUGAUUAAAAUCUUUCUCAUGUUGCA